Papaver somniferum (opium poppy) is the source of this 456-nucleotide messenger RNA. Its product is annotated as late embryogenesis abundant protein Lea14-A-like. Gene Ontology annotation, biological process: response to desiccation. Bases 1 to 456 code for a protein of 151 amino acids. Lineage: Eukaryota; Viridiplantae; Streptophyta; Magnoliopsida; Ranunculales; Papaveraceae. The transcript has 2 exons. Gene Ontology annotation, cellular component: cytosol. The record is from RefSeq and is a predicted model, not a curated record.
AUGGCUCAGAUGUUGAACAAGGCUAAAGAUUUUGUAGCAGAAAAGAUAGCACAUGUGAAGAAACCAGAAGCCGAUUUGAAAGAUGUAGACCUGAAACACGUUAGUCGGGACUCAGCCAAUUUUGUCAGCAAGCUCGCCAUCCACAACCCAUACGAUCAUUCUCUUCCAAUCUGUGAAGUUUCUUACACUCUUAAAAGUGCUAACAGGGUAAUUGCGUCUGGUACGAUGCCAGAUCCAGGAUCGCUAAAUGCGAAACAAGAGACGAUGCUGGAGCUACCAAUGAAAGUGCCAUAUGAUGUGUUGGUGAGUUUGGCAAGGGAUGUUGGGUCCGACUGGGACAUAGAUUAUGAGCUUCAUGUUGGUCUAACUAUUGAUCUCCCUGUCGUUGGAAAUUUCACUCUUCCUCUCACCAAAAAAGGGGAGCUUAGGCUUCCAACACUCUCUUCUCUUUUCUGA